Molecule: messenger RNA, 640 nt
Organism: Cuscuta epithymum
Lineage: Eukaryota; Viridiplantae; Streptophyta; Magnoliopsida; Solanales; Convolvulaceae
Source: the annotation of a GenBank genome assembly
CUUCUCCUCACCAUAGCAUUGCUUCUCCUUCGCCAUAGUUUCUCCUCGCCAUAAGUACUCCCUUCAUCGUUAGUAUCACCCCCAACCCCCCUGAAGAAGUGGUCAUGUCUAGCUCAAAAUCUGGAAGUUCAAAUUGUACGGGCCAAUAUGAAUAUGGAGAGUGGAUUCCGGUCAAGUAUUGUGAAUGUGGGCAACGAUUGAAGCUGCUGACAACUUGGAAACCGGAGAACUGUGGGAGAAGGUUUUGGAAAUGCAUUGGAACGCAGAGAUUUGAAGGUUGUGGGUUGAUGGAGUGGUUUGACCCUCCAAUGUGCAAAAGGUCUCAAAAAAUCAUCCCAGGAUUAUUAAAAAAAGUGAAUGUGUAUGAAGAGAAAAUCCAUUCAUUGGAGAUGAAAGCUGAAGCAUUGGAGACAAAGAGUUUCCAAGCAGAGAAGAUGCAGACAAAAUGUAGUAAAUGUAUAAAAUUGGUGUCCUUUAUGUGUGUUGUGGUUGUUAUUAUUUCAGUGUACUUGAAAGCCAAAUAAUGUAGUGCUGGUGUUGAUGAGAUGUGUGCUCAUGUACUUGUAAAACCUUUGUUGAAGGUCUUUAUUAUCAUGAUUUGGUAUGAAAAUCAAUGAAAGUCAUAUGAUUAUGAGUCUAA